Messenger RNA from Babesia ovata, 3615 nucleotides. RefSeq names its product phospholipid-translocating P-type flippase family protein. NCBI's taxonomy places the organism in Eukaryota, Apicomplexa, Aconoidasida, Piroplasmida, Babesiidae. The coding region runs from base 1 to 3615 and encodes 1204 amino acids. Gene Ontology annotation, biological process: phospholipid translocation. The transcript is spliced from 2 exons. Gene Ontology annotation, molecular function: magnesium ion binding; ATPase-coupled intramembrane lipid carrier activity; ATP binding. The record is from RefSeq and is a predicted model, not a curated record. Gene Ontology annotation, cellular component: plasma membrane.
AUGUGGUCAUGGCUCAGCCGAUUUAUUGGCAGGGAAGAAUCCGAGCCGUAUGAGGGCAGGGUGUACCUGGUGACCAACUACUCGGAGCACCGCGGCACCGUAUAUGAGCCCUUCUACGUGCCGUCGCAGGAUUCUUUCAUCGUCAAGCAGUGGCGUCGCCUGGUGGAGUUUUUCUCCAGAUGCUUCCGCCGCAACAAUGACGAUUCGACCCUGUCUACUGAGGCUGCUGCCGAUGAAGCCAACCGCCUGGCCUUCCUCCGCGGCUCGCGGAGGUCGAACUUCAUCAGAACGACCAAAUACUCGCUGCUGUCGUUCCUCCCACGCGUGCUGUUCUUCCAGAUGACCCGUGUGGGCAACCUGAUAUUUUUGGGCGUUUCGUUUCUGCAACUGAUCAAGGAGGUGUCGGACUCCAACGGGCUCCCCACCUACCUGAUCCCCGUGGUGUUCGUCGUGGUCGUAUGCAUGGCGCGCGAGCUGGUGUCAGACCUGACGCGAUGGCAGAACGACAAACAGGAGAACGGUCGAACCGUUCACGUCUUCCGUGACGGCAAGCUGCAGCAGAUGAAGCAGCAGGACAUUUGUGUCGGCGACAUCGUGAAGGUCCAUGCGUACGAGUACUUCCCGUCCGACCUUGUUCUGCUCAACUGCUGCGACGAGCAUGGCGUCUGCAACAUCGAGACCAAGAACGCCGACGGCGAGUCUAACGUGAAGUACAAGCACGUGAUCCCCAAGUUGGCCGCGCUAUUCCGCAACGAUGAGGAGGCGGCACGAACGCAGAUAAAAAUCGUCUGCGAACCACCAUCUGACAACCUGCACACGUUUUCGGGAAUGGCCUAUUACAGCAACGACGAUGUGGAGGAGAUUCAGGCUCGUCGUUUGAAGCGUUUGCACAGCAUGCCCUCCGUCAGCGGCGAGGACUCCGCCGUCAGCCUCUCGGACAUCAGCACCAAAAUCCACAAAGUGCAGCUGCAGUUCGACCAGUUGCUGCUUAGGGGCACCUCCAUGGUGAACACGCAGUGGGCGUAUUGCGUCGCCGUGUACGUGGGACACCAGACCCGUUUGCUCAACGGCUCCACCGGCAGCUCCAAGCGCAAGAACUCCAAACUCGAGAGCAUAUACCAGCGCAACAUGUCCACGGUGAUGAUGAUCAUGUUCGGCUGCGUGCUGAUCUCGGCUCUGAUUGGCGUAUACUGGCUUAUCACAACAUCCUACCAGCACGACUAUCUCCAUCUGAUCUCGGCCGGUGGGGCCUGGCGCUCGUUUUUGGUCGCCUGCGGCAGCAUGAUGCUACUGCUGGCCGCCAUGAUCCCCGUGGACCUGAUCAUUCUGUGGGAGAUCGUCCGCAUGGUUGAGUCGUGGCAGAUUCGCUGGAACGCGGAGAUGGUCUCCGACGGCAAGCGUGCGGAGUCGCGCAGCGACCAGCUGAUUGAGGACCUGGCCCACAUCACCCACAUAUACACGGACAAGACGGGCACGCUAACUCAGAACGCGAUGACCCUGAAGGCCCUGGGCUUUGGAGCUGUGGGCAAGGUGUCGCCACCGUGGUGGGGAGAGCAAUUCUGGGCUAUGUACAGCAACCAGACCCCUGAAAUGCGAAAGACGCUGCGCGAAUUCGUCUUAGUUUGUAGCUUAUGCCAGAGUGUGGUCAUACAUAAGGAGAACGGCGAGGAGAUCAAGCGCCGCCCCGAGCGUGUGUUGAAGACGGUCGAUGGCACGGCCCGCCUGGUCGCCAUCGACAACGUACCCAUCCAGUAUGAUGCGCCAUCACCGGACGAGCUAGCGCUGGUAAACGGCAUGGCAGAGCUCGGGUGCGUGUUCUCAAACCGCCGCACGGUGACCGAGAUCGACAUUUCCCUGGUGACACCGGAGGCCCAGCAGCUGAUGCUGAGCAAGGAAGACUAUGCGCUCUGGCUCGCCUCAAAGGAGGAUGGCUACGUACCGACGCUGCGGUUCACAAUUCUCGAUGCCAUUGCAUUCGAUUCGAACCGCAAGUGCAUGAGCGUCGUGGUGGAGGAUGGCGACGGCCGUAUCCUCACGCUGUGCAAGGGCGCUGACAGCGCGUUGCUGUCGCUGCUGCGCGGCACUCAACGCAUCAAAGUACCCAAUUUGGAGGAGCAGUUGCACGACUUCGCAACGGUUGGCCUGCGAACUUUGGUGUUUGCCGUUCGCGAGCUGAGCGCAUCGGAGUAUCGGGUGUGGCACGAUGCCUACUCCACGGCGCUACUUGCUGGAGAAGGCCGCGACGACGCGAUUUCCAGCAUAGUUGCCGACCUAGAGCGCGACAUGAAACUGGUGGGCUGUUCCGGCAUCGAGGACCUCCUGCAGGAGGAGGUAGGUGAUGUGAUCGGUGAUCUGAAGGAGGCCGGGAUACUGAUUUGGGUUUUGACAGGGGACAAGCUGGAGACAGCACUGAGCAUCGGACGCUCCACCAAUAUCUUGGACGAGGACACAUGCAACGCCAUUUUGAGCGACCCCGACCCGGCGGCGGUAUCGACUGAAAUUGCUAUGCAUAUAUUAAACUGCGUGGGGGCAUCAAGGUCAGGCAGUGAGGCCGAUCUGCCCAUAAUACAGAGCGGGUUUUGCGCUCCGUGUGAUGACGAUCUACCGGAUAUUCAGGAGCGCAAACGUCGGAGUUCGGCACCGGAGUUCGCAAAGUUUUGCGUGACCGUGACCGGCGAGGUCCUGCAGACUGUAUAUGCCAACGAGGACCUCAAGGCGCAGUUUUUCCGCUUAGCGCAGCUCGCCGGAGUCGUCAUCGCGUGCCGCAUGACCCACAAGCAGAAGUUCCUGCUGACUCGCGACAACUCCAAGCUAAACGCUUACGGCACGUCGCUUGCCAUUGGGGACGGCGCGAACGACGUGGACAUGAUCCUCACAGCGGACGUCGGCGUCGGUAUAGACGGCCGUGAGGGCCAUCAGGCUUGCCGAUCGGCUGACUUCACCAUUGCGGAGUUUCGGUUUCUGCGCCAACUACUGUUUGUGCACGGCCGCGAGGCCCUUCGCAAGAACAAGUUCCUGCUCUACUACUGCAUAUUCCGAAACUUCAGUUUCAGCUUCCGGCGUGAGCGUGUUCAACGCAUGGAGCAAGCAGAUUAUCAAUUUGUUCUUCACGUCCUUCCCCCUGAUGUUCUACGUGAUACUGGAUCGGGAGGUGCCGCACACUCUGCUGACUCGCUACCCCAUCCUCUACAACACGUGGAGCACGAAGCCCGUGAACCAGCUGGUGCGCUACCUGAUCAAGAACCUGGGAUCCAACUGGCUGUCCAAACGUUGGCGCCGCCGCCUGGAGGAGCGCCGAGGAGUGUACGACCCCGUUACGUUUUGGAGUUUCCUGCUCGCCGCCCUGUGGCUGUCGGUGUUCGAGACGCUGAUCAUUCUGAGCUUCACCAACACGAACGACGUCAACAUCGGGAACGGCUCCGUGCUGAACUUCGGCUUCGGCCUGUUUUCGCAGGCGAUGUACGUGCACCACGUGCUGGCCGUGAACGGGAUCGUUUGCCUCGUCUCCAAGAGCUGGUUCUGCCUGAACCACUUCUCGGUCUGGGCGGAGACUGCGAUACUGCUUAUCUUCUGGAUCAUCGUGAGCUUGGUUCCCGCGUUUGCGUAUGUGCCUGA